Anopheles stephensi (Asian malaria mosquito) is the source of this 2890-nucleotide messenger RNA. RefSeq lists its product as uncharacterized. The record is from RefSeq and is a predicted model, not a curated record. The transcript has 5 exons. NCBI's taxonomy places the organism in Eukaryota, Metazoa, Arthropoda, Insecta, Diptera, Culicidae. Bases 1582 to 2883 code for a protein of 433 amino acids.
UACGAUCGUGCGGAGGUGCAAGAACGCCGGAGCUUUUCGACGCGAGCUGAUUUACGUAAAAUCGUGCUUUGAAGAUCUGGUGUUAUUUUUUUCUCUGCGGUAGUGUUACGAGUGCAUUUGUUUGAAGUUAGUGUUUGAAGUGUGUGAAAAGUUCAACGAUUAAAUAUUUUGGUAAUGCUGUGAAAAGUGUUGUGAUGCAGAAGAAUACAAGCCCACGACCAUAGGGCACGGUUGUGUGUUACAUGUGCAUAGUGAGUGAUACAUGAAGUAUGGGUAGUAAACAUACUUUCGCAGAUAAGUUUCACCGAGUCAACUACAUCUAACACCCGCUUCAAAACGAUGGGCGUUCUGCGCCAACCCGUAUGGUCAUGAUCGCCAACAGGAAAACAUCGUUCUGCCGCCCUGUAUGUGCAGCGUUCCGGUACGUUUCAUCUAACAAAUGAUGUUAUUAGUGUGAAAAAUGUGCUCACCUUGCCCGUGCAUCCACUGUUGAAGAGACACGCCGAUGCAGAAUAAUCUGGUUGGAGUGUGGUUCUUCUGCUGCUACACACGAAUUCAAUCUAUUCCUUACUUUCCAUAACACAACUUCCAGUCGCUUGUCCCAAAAGCGAAAGAAGUGGGCAAAGCUUCUCUUGGUCGUUCGCAGCGUUCGUUAAGUGAUGAAAAAUAGUUGCACGCGAGUAUUAAGUAAUUGCAUCCUGGGUUAGCGCAGAAAGCGUGCGCACGCAAUGGCGUCGGCCGAUCGAUCGCAGGAAGCAGGAUAAAUCACGCUAAUGAGGGGUUGACGAUCCGUCACAUCAGAUGGCGAUGCUAGGACAGGGAUGGAUUGACUGACUUUUCGUCUCCGAAACCAGUUCUAAAGCUACAGCUCUGCCAGUUCGGAUGUGAGCGAAAGAAAACGUACCAAAAAAAAGAAGGGAAAGGAGAAUUUUUGGCCAAGCCAAAAAACCAAAACGACAGCCAACCAGAUCGGGAAAAGCAGUCGCAAUGAAAAUUCGACAAAGCAACACCAAAUCGUCCACGGUUCACGCCAACUUUGCUGUGUGCAGUGUGAUGUGCACCGGGCAGUGGUGCAAGUGAAAUUUACAAUUUCUCAAGAAGAAAUCCCCCUGACACAGGGGCACAAGCCGGCUGUCGUGGAACGUAGUCGUCCCCGGGCUUCGUUACGAUUGUCCUGUGUUGGAUGUUGUUUUUUUUUCUUUUUGGUGACACAAACGCUUUUUGGUGCAGUAGAUGAAACGGAAGGCAUGUGAAAACACAGAGCGCAAAAAAAAAACACAGAAAACCGGGAACAAAAUUCGUGGCGACAUUUUCGUCUGAUUAUGCCCACGGUGAAUGAGGGAGCAGUUUAGUUGUUGGGGCUUCUUGAAUAUUCCAACCCUCCGCAUCGUUCCCGCUCAGUGCGACGGAUCCUCAUCGCUGGUUAAGGUGAGAAAGCGCAAGCUGGCAAGCUGGCCCCCAGUCAAAGGCUACGUACGAAUGCUUGCCCUACACAUCGAUCAACUCACUAAAGCUCGCCUCCCGAAAACAAACAAACGACAAACAGUCAAACCAGUUCCGUCCAGGAGUUGACAUGGUGACAUGUUGCUGCCGGACCAAACGUACGAGCAGGCGACCCUGGGUCAGGAGCGACUGAGAAGCUCGUCAGCGUACAAUGACGGCGGCUUUCCUCGGCUGUUCGCACUGAAGGAGCUCGACGUGAAGCGGUUGCAGCAGGAUCUGCGUGGUGCCCGUCUCUACGUCGAUGGUAGCGUGGGUGCGGAAUUGGCGGGCGUACUCGCGAAUAAUGAGAUGAAAUUUGGCAUUCGAACGCUGGAGGAGAAUGGCGAAGGUAGUGGUAGCAGCGGUGUCGGUAGCUCGGGAGAGGCGGGUACCUCGAGGGACGGUAAGCGACAGGAGCUUGAUGUGCGUCUGUCGAUGACAAAUGGUGGCAGCAAGCACCAUGCUGCUGAAAAGCUACCCAUGCCAGAGGAGUCCACCGCACUAUAUCUCGAUUCGGCGAGCCUGUGGAGCGGUCGGGCUCCAUCUGCUAUGGCGAUCGGACAUUCCAUUAAUAAAUCUGCCCAAUCCAUCGAACGAGGAUGCAAGACGAUCGAUGCUAGAAGUCGCAUGAAGAAUAGUCAAAUGGUGGCACCACCAGCGCGGAUGAAGGAUCAUACGGAUCGUGGCAUUGGGCUGGAAUCAACGAGCUCCCCGGGCAGUAGCUUAAGCUAUUCGAGUAACUCUAGCGAUGAUGAUGAUUUUGUGGAUCCUGAAGGUGCAUUAAGAUCGCGAUUGAGGCAGCGAAUGUGCCACUCGCGGAUGGAUGGUGAGCCAGUCGAUGUGAAGGAAUUGUCACCUGACGCACCUGCUCCGCCGGACGGUCCUGACCCGGGUGAACGUGACGAUUACGACAAGACGUCGGAUUUUUUCAACAACAUUCCGGAAUUCCAGGGCGAAGCAUUGGGCCCGUUCAGCAUCACGGCCAAGCGCACCGAACCGGACUGGGGCAGCAUACGCACGAACGUGGACAUUUUGCGCGCUUGCGAACUUUUCCUGAUGCGGCACCGGAUGCGGCCAGACUUCUUCUGCAAGUACAAAACGGCAAUGAAUCCGCCAGUGUCUGCUCCGGCAUCGUUUCCUUUGUCCCGUUCGCGAACUCCCAUCGAUGUGCGGAAACCAAAAAGCGUGUCACCACCGAUGCAAAGACCGGCGUCUGGGGCCCACGGACCGAUUAGCUUCUCGCGUGCAUCGGCAACUUUGCCGCACGAUCGAAGCUCGGCCGAUCGCCCAGGACCGAUCUACAGUGUACCAAAUCGCACCGGCAAGAAGCGGCGGCCAACUGCGGACUUGAGAGCUACGAAUUUCAUCGUAGUCACCGUGUUGUUUUACUGCUCAAAUUGAAAUUAAU